Nicotiana attenuata is the source of this 1240-nucleotide messenger RNA. Its product is annotated as V-type proton ATPase subunit D-like. The record is from RefSeq and is a predicted model, not a curated record. NCBI's taxonomy places the organism in Eukaryota, Viridiplantae, Streptophyta, Magnoliopsida, Solanales, Solanaceae. Gene Ontology annotation, cellular component: proton-transporting V-type ATPase complex; vacuolar membrane. The coding region runs from base 215 to 1000 and encodes 261 amino acids. Gene Ontology annotation, molecular function: proton-transporting ATPase activity, rotational mechanism. The transcript is spliced from 2 exons.
AAUACCAAAUCGAUCCAACCCGCUACAAUAAUUAAAAGGCAACGUUGAUAGUUGACCCCACUCCCAUCCCACCCCCAGCUCCUCUCCCAUCUGAUUCGUGUCUGAAAUCCUCGCGAUCUUUCUCUCCCUUUCCGACGAAUUCGACUUGUAAGUUCUCCUCCUUCUCUAAACUUCCCACAAUUACCUUGAUCCCCAGCUAAAGUAGCUUGGCAAAAUGUCCGGGCAAAGCCAGCGUUUGAAUGUCGUUCCUACAGUUACAAUGCUUGGUGUGAUCAAAGCUCGCCUUGUUGGUGCUACAAGAGGCCAUGCUCUGCUCAAGAAGAAGAGUGAUGCUUUAACUGUGCAGUUCCGUCAGAUUCUAAAGGACAUCGUGUCAACGAAGGAAUCAAUGGGAGAUGUCAUGAAAACUUCCUCCUUCGCUCUGACAGAGGCAAAAUAUGCUGCUGGCGAGAACAUUAAGCAUGUUGUCCUUGAAAAUGUCCAGAAUGCAACCAUUAAAGUUCGAUCCCGCCAAGACAAUAUUGCCGGUGUAAAGCUCCCUAAAUUCGAGCAUUUCUCUGAAGGAGAGACAAAGAAUGACCUGACUGGAUUAGCUAGAGGGGGGCAACAGGUGCAAGCUUGCCGUGCUGCUUACGUGAAAUCUAUUGAGUUGCUUGUUGAGCUUGCCUCUCUACAGACAUCAUUCUUGACUCUUGAUGAGGCGAUCAAGACCACAAAUCGGAGGGUUAAUGCAUUGGAGAAUGUCGUGAAGCCACGGUUGGAGAACACAGUGCUUUACAUCAAAGGGGAACUUGAUGAACUGGAAAGGGAAGAUUUCUUUCGUCUCAAGAAGAUACAAGGUUACAAGAAGAGGGAGGUAGAGAGACAGAUGCUGGCUUCCAAGCAAUAUGCAGAGGAGAAGGCUGCAGAAGAAAUUUCCUUGAAGAGAGGUAUUUCGCUAGGUACAGCCCAUAACUUGCUAUCCCAUGCUUCACAGAAAGACGAGGACAUUAUUUUCUGAUAAGGAGGUCAAAUGAUUUAUUUAAAUUGCAUUGUGUGGCUUGUCUUUACUUGUCCUUCAUUACAAAUGGAUAAUUGAUUAGAUGGAGAGUCUUUUCGCAUUUAAUAAGAGCUCUAUGCAUGUUUGUAUUUAAAAGUUAAUUUAUGGACAAUAUGGGUGGUUACCUCGUUAAAUGGAGCUAUUCAUUCAGCUCUAUCACGAGUUCUUUUACAAUAUUUGAUUCAUUGACAAUCUUGUUUC